This is a messenger RNA of Columba livia (rock pigeon), 1897 nucleotides long. It is a transcript of the gene SLC35H1, whose product is annotated as solute carrier family 35 member C2. The record is from RefSeq and is a predicted model, not a curated record. Gene Ontology annotation, molecular function: antiporter activity. Gene Ontology annotation, cellular component: cis-Golgi network; Golgi apparatus; endoplasmic reticulum-Golgi intermediate compartment. NCBI's taxonomy places the organism in Eukaryota, Metazoa, Chordata, Aves, Columbiformes, Columbidae. Gene Ontology annotation, biological process: UDP-glucose transmembrane transport. The coding region runs from base 65 to 1126 and encodes 353 amino acids. The transcript has 9 exons.
CCCGCCGGGCCGCAGCCCCUCCGCCCCGCUCCCUGCCCGCCCCCGCGCGGGGCAGCCGGGGCGCAUGGCGGCGGGCGGCGCGGCGCUGGCGGCGCCGCUGGUGCUGCUCUACUACGGCUUCUCCAUCGGCAUCACCUUCUACAACAAGUGGCUCAUGAAGAGCUUCCCCUUCCCGCUGCUCGUCUCGCUGCUGCACCUCCUGCUCAUCUUCGGCCUGUCGGCGCUCGCCCGCUCCCUGGCGCGGUGCCGCUCCGGGCGGCCCCGGGCCGCGCUCUCCUGGGCCGACUGCCUGCGCCGGGCGGCCCCCGCAGCUCUGUCAACUUCCUUGGAUAUCGGGCUGAGUAACUGGAGCUUCCUAUAUGUCACUGUUUCCCUCUACACGAUGACCAAAUCCUCUGCCAUUCUCUUCAUCCUGCUUUUUUCACUGCUCUUCAAGCUGGAGGAAGCGAGGGUGACAUUGCUGCUGGUCGUUCUGCUUAUUGCUGGGGGGCUCUUCAUGUUCACCUACAAGUCCACACAGUUCAACGCGCAGGGGUUUGUGCUGGUGCUGUGUGCCUCUUUCCUUGGGGGUAUUCGCUGGACUCUCACACAGAUACUUACGCAGAAGGCUGAGCUGGGGCUCCAGAACCCCAUUGAUAUCAUGUUUCACCUGCAACCGCUCAUGUUCCUGGGGCUCUUUCCACUCUUUGCGGUAUUUGAGGGCCUGCCUUUGUCCAUAUCAGAGAAGCUCUUCGGUAUCCAUGAAGCAGGAAUGCUGUUCUCUCUGGUAGGGAAGCUGUUCUUGGGUGGAAUUCUUGCCUUUGGUCUAGGCUUUUCUGAGCUCCUCUUGGUUUCCAGAACAUCUAGCCUCACCCUUUCCAUUGCUGGCAUUUUUAAGGAAAUCUGUAUUUUAUUCCUCGCCACACAUUUGCUGGGAGACCACCUUAGUCUCUUGAACUGGCUGGGCUUUGCUGUCUGUCUGUCAGGAAUCUCCCUCCAUGUCAUUCUCAAAUCCAUGAAUUCCAAAGGUGAAAAAGCACAGAAGCUACACAAAGAGGCCAGUUCUGACCCUGACCUGGAGCUGCUGCUGCACCACGCUGAGCAUGGUGAGGAGGAAGAGGAUGUCAAAACCCCACAAGAGCAAUGACUGAACGCAAGCACAAAGUCCCCUGCGCUGUUCUCACCAAACAGCCUGACAGCUAUCUGGGAGAAUGUCCAAGAGACUCUGUGACCACCCAAAGGAGAGCCAGGACCUGGGGAGAGAGUCCUGCUGCUCACAUACCGUGUGGGUCUGUAGAUGCUGCACAAGAAACGGGCAAUAUUCCUUUCACAGAGAGUGAACCUGGCAGACAAGCUCUGGUUCACUAAAAGUAGAACAGCAUGGUGAGAGUGGGAAAUGCUGUAGAAAGCAUAUUAGGGAAUCCCGCAUCUGUGUAUUGAGAGUGUAGACCAUGAGCUGUAGAAUGCAUGUGGACAUGUCUGGACUGUAGGCUGAGUGGUUAAAGAAUGAUUUUACUAUUGUUUGGGCUUCAAAAGAGAAGGUAGAUAUACCUUCCCAUGCUUUCUUCAUGGUUCUGCUAAGUAGGAGCUUCCAUCGUGGUGGGAGCAGAUGACUCUGUAUAAAUCUGUAGACUUGUCCCAGUGAGAGGAGCCUUUGUGCCUGGUGACCUCUGUGUUCUGUGUGCAUAGUAAGAAGAGAAUUAAAUGCUGGUAUUUGGGACCAAUCGAACAUAGCCAAGCGACGUUGGUUGGAGGAGCAGGUAUGGAUGAGUACUCAUGGCUGUAUAGGCCAAGGUGGGAGAGAACAGUGUCACAGGAGGCUUAGCUUGAGCAAUAAGCUUAUCAAAAAGUAUGUGGGUAUUGGGGGGGUUUUUUGGUGUGUUUUGUUUGUUUUUUUUAAUAAACUGUUUUCUGAUUC